Molecule: messenger RNA, 924 nt
Organism: Closterium sp. Naga37s-1
Lineage: Eukaryota; Viridiplantae; Streptophyta; Zygnematophyceae; Desmidiales; Closteriaceae
Source: the annotation of a GenBank genome assembly
AUGGACGUCGCUCGUGCUGCUGGUGCUGGUGCUUCAGAGGGUGCUGGUGUUGGUGCUGCUGGAGUUGGUGCUGCUGGCGCGGCUGGAGCUGGGGGUGCUACUGGAGCUGGAGCUGCUGGCGCUGCUAGAGCUGGGGGUGCUACUGGAGCUGGUGCUGCCGUUCGUGGUGCUGGCGCUGUUCCUGCUGGUUCUGGGGGUGCUGCACGGCCGCGGCCGUACUUCGUUCUGCUCCUUGAGCAGGUUCUUGGUCUUCCGCCCUCUACUAGUCCCGCUCCUCUCUUAGAGUGUCCGCCGCCUGUCCAGUCUGAGUCACAGUUACAGCCAGCCUCCCCACUGCCUGCUCCUUCUCCCUACACUGGUCCUACUGGAGGUCUUGCUGAGCGUCGUGAGCCUGCGUCUCGUCCUGCGUCACCUGUCCGUGCUGCUCGCACUAGUGGUCGUGGUUCGCGUCCGCGUCCUCCCCCUGUCCCCGGCACGCACCGGAUGUCUCUGCGUCCUUCCACUGCUCCGCUGCGUGCCCCUUUGCCUUCUCCCCCUGAGUCCUCUCUUCCUGCUCUUGCUGACCCAGAGUCGGACUCCCUUCGUGCUGCCAGUCCUACUGUCACGCGUCUCCUUGCUACUGUCGUCACUGACCCUUCCUUCGAGUCCACUGCUGCGUCUGCCUUGGUUGCUGAGCUUGUCGACUUUGCUGCUCGCUGUCGUCUAGACUACGCUGCUAGUCUUGUCGCUGAGUCUGAGUCUGUCUGUCCUCCGUCCGUCGGGGGUGAGUGUGCCCUUGGCACGGACGUCCUUGAGGACAGGCAGGAGGAGUUCCAGUGCUUUGCUGCUACUUCACCUCAUCUCGGUGAAGCGGCCGCCGGGUUCUCCGCCUGUCUUCAAGGCGCGUUACGUGGCUCGAGGCUUCAGUCAGCAGCAGGGAGUUGA